CAUCGUAUUAGUUACACCGGCAUUUAACAAAACGUAGAGCGGGAGAGAGCGAGAGAGAUGUGUGUGAGAGAGAGUGGCAGUGAAAUAUACCGCCGGUUCACGGGGCAACAAGUUAGAAAAAUCUGCUAAAUCGCAGCAUCAGAGCAGGCGACGGUCCCGAACGAGGGAGUAAGCGAGAAAGGGCAACCCUGUAGAAACGCGCGUUUUCUCGCAUGGUUCACUCUCCCACGAGAAGCGGCACUGCUCACAACAUUCGCGGACUCGUUGCCGGCUGGUCGCAUUGUACUGUCGGCUGCCUUGAGCGGAGGACAUUCGCUCGUUCGUCGGUAAAAGCCGCAUCAUUUGCUUUCCUUUAUUUCAUCACCCCUGCACCAGGAUAACGGUAUGCACGCGUUUUAAUCAAGCUCAGUGAAUCCAGUGAAUCCUUUGACGGGAUAAAAUAGAACUUGUACCAACAGUGAAAGUGCAGUAUAGUGAAUUAUCCCGUGAACUGCAAAAUAUUACACAGGGACAUUCGUAAAAGAAUCCUGCAAACGCAGUAGUUUCGGUGCGGGUGUACGUGCGUUACUUCGUGCGUUGGGUUGGAGGAAGAAGUGCCGAAAGUUUAUCGGACCCACACACUGGACAGAGGAAUAUCAUCGAUAGUGGAUCUACCCGCACAAAGGCGACCAACGUCCUCGCUGGACUGUCCUAGUCCACGAUGACCACGCUCCUGCCAACGUCUCAAUCCACCGGGGUUGAGGCGUACGAGGACAUGUUCAAGGAGAUCACCCGGAAGCUGUACGGCGACGAGUCGGCCCACGGGCUCUACCCGCACAACACGCAGGUGGCCCAGCUAGCGCCGGGGGCUCCGACCGCCCCGCCGGACGGUGGCGAACGAUCCUUCACCACGCUCACGCAGAUCGGCUACGAAACGACCACCGUCGGAUCGUCCGGGGCGGGGCCAGAGCCGGCCGGCGCUUCCGGUGCGUCCGCCGCCUCGACCGCGUUCGGGCUGGCCGCGCUGAUGCAGAACGGCUUCCCGCCACCCGGCGCCAUACUGAACCCGGUCAACUUUCCGCCCGGCACGAGCAAAACGCCCACAAAUAUAUCGACGCCAUCCGGCGACACCAAUCGCUGGCACAGCCAGCAGCAAGGGGCCGAGCAGGAAUCCUGGAGUACCGGCAAACACUCGUCGUCCACGUACGGCGGCAAAUCGUCGUACAAGAAGCCAAAAACGGAACCUCAAGACGCUGGCCUUAACAUUCCCAGCACGGCCGACCGCACGGGAAAGGGCGGAGCGCAAGGCGGUGGUCCCGGCUCGUCCGCCUCUUCGGCCGGUACGACGCCACACGCCUACAAACGUUACAGUUGCACCACCUGCCCCUAUACGACCGACCGGCGCGAUCUGUUCACGCGCCACGAAAACAUUCACAAGGACGAGAAACCGUUCCAGUGCUACGCGUGCCUCAAGCCGUUCAACCGGGCCGACCAUGUGAAGAAACAUUUUCUCCGCAUGCACCGGGAGCUGGAGUACGAUAUUGCAAAAACGCGUCGCUGUCCACCGUCCACUUCCGGCACGUCCAGCGGCACCGGCAGCAGCAGCGCCAACACUAACAAAGCCAGCGGCAACUACUACGGCCACAUGUCGCAUUCCGGUAACUCUGGAGCAGUGCCGACGUCAACGGGAACCAGUGCGACGACAUCGACAACCCAGCAGCCGAUGCAACUCAACAUUCCUAGUGGAAGUUUUACUAGCAGUGGAGUGCACUCACUCAACAUCCCUUCCCAUGCGCACGAGAGCGUCAGUGGGCAACACCAUAUCACAGCGUCCGGUCUCAACGGGGGCCAUUCCGCUGGGCAGCUGCUGCAACUGCACAAUCUCCAUCAUCAGCAGCAGCAACAGCAGCACAAUGUCCACCAUUCCUCGAUAACGAUAAAACAGGAGAAGGGUCUCGCUUCCGGUGGCUCCAGCCUGAACACGUCCGCCAGCUCAGCCGGCGGUUCACCGGACGAGAAGUCGUUCGUGAAGAAAAUCAAGGGCGAAAAGAAGUUUGCCUGCACGUUCUGUCCCUGGGCGGGUACCGACAACUGGGGACUGAAGCGACACCUUAAUACUCACACGAAACCGUACGUGUGCCUGCUUUGCGACUACAAGGCAGCCCGCUCGGAACGCCUCGCCACGCACGUCCUUAAGGUGCACAACAAGAAGGCUUGCGGCAAGUGUAGCUUCUUCGCCGAGGAUCAGGCCCAUCUGGACGCGCAUCUUCAGGAAGCCCACCCACACGAUCCAACGAAGGUUGGUAAGCUUACCGGAACCGGAGGUGGUGGUGGUGGUAGUAGUAACGGUAACGCCGCAACACACCACGCGGCCGCGGCCCCGAACGGCAACGUCCUGCGCAAUUUGGGUAAUGCAUUUACGUCGAACAAUUUGCCCACCAACAUUCCGACCAGUGGGAAUGGCUUUGGUACCGGCACAUCGGCAAAUGGCCACUAUCAUACCGCUGCCGGGCAUCACGCGGCCACCGGUAACGUACUGACCACCAGCAACGCUGCGAACCUAAUCGAUACGAUCAAUCAGCAUCUAGCGUCGGCGGUGGGACAGAACGGCGGUGCGACCACUGGUGUCACCGGCUCCUCACUCCAGCAACAACAGCAUCACCAGCAGCAACACUGGAUGGUGAAGCCGCACCGGAAACGGAACGGCCCGGAACUACUCUAUAGCUAUCUGGAAGCGGACGGAAGCGACUCCGGUGACUAUGCACGCCUUUUACACAUGCAAGCAGUCGGAAGGAACAAAGCUUCAGUGACGCAGGAUUUUCAUAAUGCGGGAGGCGGAGACAACGGUAUCAACGGCGACCACAGUAGCAGCGACGGCCACAGCAACACGGCAGCCAUUCCACUGCUCGUUGGCUCGAAGGCCGAUCGAAUGAGGAACAACGAACCUCAGGAUGGUAGCAAAAGCGCUGCCCCAGCCCUAGCCAAAGCCUCCGACAACGUCGCCCUUUCGCUGGCCUCGCUACUCGGUGGCGAUCAGCUGUCGUUCCUGCAGCUACUGGCCACGGCCGCCGUUGCCCACCAGCAGCUGCAGCUGCACUCGUCCACCGGACCGUACGCCAAUGCCGGCGGCAGCAGCAGCAGCGGCGUGCAGCAGAAGAAACAGCAGCAGCCCAAACCAUCGAAAGCAGCAACAGCGGCGGUCUAUCAACCGUCGCCGGUCGCCGGUGCCUCGAAAGGCGAUCGUUACGGCAGCAUGGUUUCGUCGCCUCCCGCAACAGCAAACACCCUACCACACCCACAGCCACAUCCACGGCCAGCAACAGCAAAUAGCACCAGCAGCAGCAGCAGCAGCAAGCACAGCUCGAAUAGUACAAAUGGCACCACCAUGAUAAUCCCUAUCGGAGCCCCAACAACAGCAGGUCCAGGAGCAACAGCAACCACCAUCAGCGGCAGUCCAACGUCAGCAUACGCGACUGGCGAGUCUGGCGGAGGUUACAAAAAACGCCGCCUCAACGGAUCGUCCUCGAGCGAUAAGGAAAAUCUGAUCCAUCGCAAAGGGCACUCCGGAGGCGUCCUCCACCUUCCGGGUGCGGCCAGCGAUAUUAUCGUCAACGGCGGCAACGCAAUCGUGAACGGAGGAGGCGGCAGCAAAGUAGGCCACAAUCAUCACCACAAUCAUCAUCACCACAACAAUAACAACAGCAGCACUAGCAAUAAGAACAUAAACGAUAUUUUUGAUAAAGUGUACAAAAAGCCGCAGAACUCUUUUGCGCCAGCCAAGCAACAGCAGCACGGUGUUUUGCCACCAAUAUUGCGCAUCGCGCCACCGGCGGCUGUCGAGGACGAUGUGGUCAACCCGGUGGUGAUCGAAACCGAAGGGCAGCAGUUUUCGCUGACGGAGUUUCUGAAGAACCACACGGAGGUAUCGAUCAGCACGGUGGGGAAUGGAAUCACGACAAUGGAAAGUAAGGCGGGUGAUGACGGAGAGGACAGUGGCGUCAGCAGCAGCGAGGUUGAGUCAACGGAGAAGCUGCCAGCGUCGAUACAGGUCGUGCCGCCGAAGAAGCGCAAAUCGGAGGGCGAACGAAAUCCACGCAAACAGCAACAGCCACGCCGUUUCGAUGACUCCGACUCCGGGGGAGACACGGUGCCUUUGGAUCUCGCCCCGGGAGAGAAACCGAUCACCCCGUCCGUCACGGUCAACAUCACCCCGGCGGAUGAAUCGGUGAGUGAAGGCAAGCAGAAAGUCCCCGCAAAAGCCAACUCUCCGGAACUAACCGAAACGGGUUCGUCGGACGAGAGCUGCGUUAGCCGGCUGGCGGACAUUCGCGACAAGCACAUGACGCAGCUCGUGUCACGUCGACGCUGCUGCCGGAUUUGCCAGAACCGGGGUCUGCUGGAUCACCUCGACAACUAUCACUAUCACAGCAAAAUUUCCCUCAUCCUGCACACACGCUGGCGCCAUUCCCGCACCCACCCGCAAGAGGUCCAUUGCCGUCAGUGUGGCUCCCAGUUCCGCCAGGCGUACAAGUUAGCCCUGCACCGACGGCUCACACACCACUCCGCAAGUUCCGCCGAGGGUAAGAAAACGACCGUGCCAAAGAAAUCCAACGGUACGGCGUCGGGUGUGGGGAAGCGAUCGAAUGGUAAAGAAAAUCUCGCCACCAACUACGGCAACGGCCACCACACCGUGCAGUUGAAAUCGUCCUCGGAGCCCAAGAAGGAGGGUUCAGCCAACUCAGGCAGAAGGAAGCAGCGGAGACGUAAACCCCGGAGCCGCUGUUUUACUCCUCGACGCAGGAAAUGAAUUCCUUUCCAAGCGAAUCGAUUCGUUUGUACAAAGAGAGUCACGUGCGUAUUUCAGUUAAAUACUUUUGCCAUAUAGUUGUAAAAAAUUGUAGAAAAUAAUGGAAGCGUGUUCGACAUGAUGGAGGCCGGUAGAAUAGGGAAUGGUGGCAAAACUCUCUAUUCGUAGCGACGAAGUGGUCGAAACAUCAACUGCAUCAUUUAGACCUCAUGAAGAAAACUCAAUUUAAUACCCUAGCCACCAAUUUUCCUUUUUUUCUUUUCCUACUUAAACUUUUUGAAGACAGCAGUAGAAUGUGAACUAUUACUAAGACUUCGUACGCUCGGGAGACGUGUAUCUCAUUAUUUCAAGUAUAUUUAAAGCUUCGGCAGAUAGAUAUCUCAAAGGUGCGACGACGGUUUGUAACACAAUCCAUACAACACCGAUCGGCCUUAGCGUUCGUCACUUAACUGGAACUCUCUCAUCCAACACCUCAAUGGGUCAAAAUAAUCAGUAUGCCUUUCGUGUCGUGAGUGUGAAACGACGGCAGGGACCUUACCAAGUAAUGUUUUGCUAGAUUAGAUUAUGUUACUUUCAACCUACCACACGUACAACGGAAAUGAAUUAUUCUAUUUGUUAUUAACUGCGGUUUUCUUCUAUUCUGAAAGCUCGAUUUAGACGAUAUCAACUUUCUCUCAACGCGAAAUGUCGAACGCCUUUUACACUCGAAAGCAAAUGCAAAAUUAAAUUACUAUGGCAACGUGAAAUGGUUCAUUUGUUGCCAUGGCAAUCAGAGUAGCAGUAGCUUAAGUUUUAACGAGCGUUUGACAGUUAACGUUAAUUGAAAUUGUUUCCUGUUUUAAAUGGGCUUAACGGAAAAGCGCACCCUUUCGUGCAGCAUCGUGGAAAAAUGUUUAUUUCAGCCAAAAACUACAAAAAGAAAUGUCACUCCAAAUGAAUGCCACCAACUGAAAACCUAAGAGCAACCGCUCCGAAUUCGAAUUGUAAUGAUCGUACCAGUAUUGUAUAUUUAAAGUUCUGGAAUAAAUCUUGGAAGAUCAAAUACGCACUCUU
Molecule: messenger RNA, 5839 nt
Organism: Anopheles coustani
Lineage: Eukaryota; Metazoa; Arthropoda; Insecta; Diptera; Culicidae
Gene: chn
Product: protein charlatan
Exons: 7
Coding region: 701-4786 (1361 amino acids)
Biological process (GO): regulation of transcription by RNA polymerase II
Molecular function (GO): DNA-binding transcription factor activity, RNA polymerase II-specific; RNA polymerase II transcription regulatory region sequence-specific DNA binding
Source: RefSeq, a predicted model, not a curated record